GCGUUCACUACUUCACCACGAAAGUCUCCAGCAGGUCCUAUCAAGAGCGUCGAAGAGUCAGAACAGUCAUCAUGCGCUCAGAAACUGCAUCUCUGCGUCUCGACGAUUACAAGCGCUAUGGCAGACAGAUGAUCCUCAACGGGAUAGGCCUUCCAGGACAACUAAAGCUUCAGAAUGCGUCCGUAGUUGUGGUUGGCGCGGGAGGCCUGGGAUGUCCUGCUCUGCAGUAUCUCGCAGCAGCAGGCGUCGGCAGGCUGGGAAUCAUUGACCAUGAUGUCGUGGAGCUGUCCAAUCUACAACGGCAGAUACUACAUACCGAGGCUCGCGUUGGAAUGCAUAAAGCCCUCUCCGCUGCAGAAGCCAUCAAACACAUCAACUCCCGCGUCCAAGUCACCGCCAUCACCGCCGCCCUCACCGCUUCCAACGCGCUCUCCCUCCUCUCCGACUACGAUCUCAUCCUCGACUGCACCGACAACCUCCCCACGCGCUAUCUCCUCUCCGACACCGCCGUGCGCCUCGGCCGCCCGCUCAUCAGCGGCGCCGCCCAGCAAUUCGACGGCCAACUGUGCACGUACAACCGUGGCCCUGGCGAGGGCCCGUGCUUCCGCUGCCUGUUCCCGAAGCCGCCGGCUCCCGAGCUGGCGGGCUCGUGCGAGGAACUAGGCGUGCUCGGUGCGGUGACGGGUGUGAUUGGGAAUUUGCAGGCGCUGGAGGCGAUCAAGAUCAUCACGGGCCUGCAUGAUAGAAAGUCGACCAUGCUGAUAUACUCGGCGCUCAGCACGCCGCCAUUUCGCACCAUCAGGCUGCGCUCUCGACGGCCGACCUGUCCUGCGUGCGGAAACGAGCGCGAGAAGGUGGGCACGAUCGAAGAAAUGGACUACGCGAUGUUCUGCGGCGGGGAACGCCCAGAUUGGGUCAGCAGAGGCUUAAUACAAGACAGGUCGGGUAGUCGAAUACGUGCCAAGGAACUGAAAAAUAUACUUGACUCCGGCAAGAAGGUGCGAAUUGUGGAUGUCAGGCAGCCGACUGAGUUUGGGAUCUGCCACCUCCCGGGGUCGACCAACAUACCUAUCAAAGAACUCGUAGCCAACCCGUCCCUACAUAUCGGACAACCCGACUCUAGAACAACAUUGAACGGAGAUGGCUUGUCUGACGAACCGUCUGAGGACCUAUCAUCGGAGACGACGCCAAUGGAGACAUAUGUAAUCUGUCGCCUUGGGAACGACUCGAGGAUCGCUGUCGAUGCUCUGCGGAGCGCAGGCGCCACUGGGAUGGUGAAGGACUUGGUGGGCGGAUUGCGAGCAUGGGCGAUGGAGGUGGACGAGACAUUUCCGGUUUAUUAGGAAUAGCAAACAAAGGACAGUCCCGAGCAGUGUAGACUACAGCGAUGACGAGAUGCAGGUACGAUGUCUGUGUCCUCUACGGGAUGCGCACGGUCCUGAGGGGAAUCUAACGACACUCACCCACG
Laetiporus sulphureus 93-53 is the source of this 1468-nucleotide messenger RNA. RefSeq lists its product as uncharacterized. Gene Ontology annotation, biological process: protein urmylation; tRNA wobble position uridine thiolation. The transcript has 7 exons. NCBI's taxonomy places the organism in Eukaryota, Fungi, Basidiomycota, Agaricomycetes, Polyporales, Laetiporaceae. Gene Ontology annotation, cellular component: cytoplasm. Gene Ontology annotation, molecular function: thiosulfate-cyanide sulfurtransferase activity; nucleotidyltransferase activity; URM1 activating enzyme activity. Bases 333 to 1343 code for a protein of 336 amino acids. The record is from RefSeq and is a predicted model, not a curated record.